Messenger RNA from Caenorhabditis bovis, 2430 nucleotides. The record is from the annotation of a GenBank genome assembly. Lineage: Eukaryota; Metazoa; Nematoda; Chromadorea; Rhabditida; Rhabditidae.
AUGAUAGCUGCGCCACCUCCGCAAACUUCAUUUGGAUCGACAGCAACAGGAAGAGUCGCGCCAGACAAUGAUGGUGCUUCACUUAACACCGCUGGAGGCGCUUUUGGGUCAUCUACAAAUUCUUACAAACUCGUUGGAUGUGUUCAAAGCAGGCCCGAAGAACAGCCAACGAAAGCUGGAAAGAUUGUUUUUCAAAGCCGAAUUCCAGUACCUAAAAAUAGAUUUGCUGCUACUACGACCACUGAAACGGAAACUAAUACUUUGAAGCCUUGUAUAGCAUCAGCCGAUCCACCACAAUACACUGAAGGAUCAUCUGAAGAAUCCGAUCAAAGAAAGCCUCUUGGUGGUGCAUUUUGUAGUUCAAAUCAAGCUAAACAUUUGGGAGGUUCUUUCGGAAGUAUGAAUAAGCCACUUGGAGGUGCAUUUGGUAGCAAAUCACAAGCCAGUAUAGAGAAUCCGAAACCAAUAGGUGGAAGCUUUGGAAUGUCUCAUAAGGCGGGAUUUACUGAUGGAAAUGAAUGCACUAGUACUCACAAAAUGUUGGGUGGCUCGAUCGGAAGCAAAUCUUCGAAUGAGAAUAAAGGAGGAAUGUUUGAAAAUGGUCGAUUAGCCACGUCAACUUCGCACGAGUCAACUACUUUCUCCUGGAACAACAGAUGUCUAUUAUCGACCGAAAAUACAGAAAGGCAACAAAAUUCCACUUUGCGUGGAUGUGGCUAUAGUAUGAAAACAGAAGAAACUCAGACAAGUCCAAUCGAGACAACGUCGCCACCAUUUUAUAAAAACAGUGAAACACGAAUGAGUUUUGGAUACGCAAAUGACGAAAACAUUCCAGGCAGUUUCGUUCCGACGGCAAGUGACCGAGGCGCCUUUCGAGGAGGGUACAGAGGAGGUCGUGGUGGUAUGAUGAUGGAUCAUGGUCAAGGUCAGCCUGGCAGUUUCCGUGGACGUGGUGGAGUUUUUUCUGGUGGACUCGGUAGAGGAGCACAAACCGGAUAUGUGCCUCAAAAUCCAUUUGUUCUUCCAGCAGCACAGUCGUAUAUUGAUCCAGCUACUAAACCUAUUGUUCCCGUUCCUGUAGAAGCUCUUGAUAAAGCAAUGGUUCCCGAAGAAAUUGCACUACUCAAUAAGUAUCUUCACAAAGAAGUUAAUAUGAUGAAAGACGCAAAAAUCGAUAUUCAACGAAAUGAUCCGACAUCUCCACUUCAUUCAAUUGGCUCGUUUAGGGAGCUUAGAUUAAAAGAUGAAGUUUUAAAAGCCCUCGAUUCUCUUGGAUUUGAAUUUCCAACAAGAAUCCAAGAAACAGCUCUUCCAUUGCUUCUUAUGGAGCCACCGCAUAAUUUAAUUGCUCAAGCUCAGUCGGGAACUGGAAAAACUGCAGCCUUUGUACUUACAAUGUUGUGUCGAAUUGAUGUGAACCUGACAUAUCCACAGUGUAUCUGCUUAGCGCCAACAAUCGAAUUGGCAAAACAAAUUGGGGAAGUGGUCGAAAAGAUGGGAAAAUUCAUGAACGGAUUAAGAAUCCACUAUGCUCUUCGUGGAUCAGCUACUCGUGGUGCUAAAUUGACGGAGCAAAUUGUAAUUGGAACUCCACGAAUGAUACAAGAUUAUAUUAUCAAAUAUCAAUCGAUUGAUCCAUCCAAAAUUCGUUGUCUUGUUCUUGACGAAGCCGAUGUCAUGAUUUACCAACAAGGCUUUACGGAUAUUAGCACUUCGAUUUACAAUACAAUCGAAGAAGCUUCGGAUUGUGUACAAUCAAUGCUGUUCUCAGCAACAUACGACGCUCCUGUUAUUGAAUUUGCCACGAAAUUGGUUAAAAACGCAAUUGUUGUUAUGUUGAAACGAGAAGAACAGGCACUGCCAAACAUUAAACAGUUCUAUGUGUCAUGUUCAUGUAGGAAUACAAAAUUUGCGGCUAUUGUCGAUUUAUACAGUGGCUUGGCCGUUGCUUCUUCUGUAAUAUUUUGUCAUACGAAAUCGAGCGCUGACUGGAUAGCACAACAAUUGAGGUUGCGUGGUAAUGUUGUGGGAGUGUUGCAUGGUGGAAUGAAUGUUGAGGAACGAGCCAAAUCAAUUAUCGAUUUCAAACGUGGCGAAUUUAAUGUGUUGAUCACUACGAAUGUCCUUGCGAGAGGAAUUGAUGUUCCUCAAGUGUCAGUUGUGAUUAAUUACGAUCUACCGAUCAAGCAUGACGCAAAUGACAAGCCAGUUGUCGUAAAUGGAGUUAUACAACCCGACUGUGAAACAUACCUUCAUCGAAUUGGAAGAACUGGAAGAUUCGGAAAAUCGGGAAUUGCAAUCAAUUUGAUUUCUGGCGAGAAUGAUAUCAAAAUGAUCAAGAUUCUCGAAUCACACUUUGAAAUGAAAAUCGAGAAAUUGGAACCGUCAAAGUUAUCAGACUUGGAGAAUAUUCAAGAUGUGGACUAUUAG